Messenger RNA from Prorocentrum cordatum, 1757 nucleotides. NCBI's taxonomy places the organism in Eukaryota, Dinophyceae, Prorocentrales, Prorocentraceae. The record is from the annotation of a GenBank genome assembly.
GCGACCAACUCAGAGCGCCCUCGCUGUUGCACCUCGUGCCCCAGAAAUUGCGCUGCCCUUCGGGAAGCCCGCAGUUUUUGUGGCGACGCGGCACAAUGUCCUCAGACAGAACCAAUACAAGCCCAGAGGAGCUCCUCCUCACAACCAGCACGCGUACGAAGGCUGGUGGGGCAGCCCGAAGCAGCGAAGACCCCAAGUCGACGCAUGACAUGGGAGUAUAAAAAACGGUUCGAACUCGGAAGAAGCGUUGACUGGCACAGAGGGCCCGAAACGAGAGAGGGAGAGAGAGACAGAGAGAGGGAGAGAGAGAGAGAAAAACAAAUAGAGAGAGAGAGAGAGACAGAGCAGGGAGGACUCCUCUUGGAGGCCUGGGCAGGGGCCGAGACAGACCAGAAUGCAAGUUCUAUUCAAAUUGUUUUUAAAAACAAAAGAUUCAUCUGUGUAGGAGCUGCGCACGCAGCUCCCAGUCUACAACCCCUCUGUAUGGGAAGCCGGCGCAGCUCAGUCCCCACAGGGGCGGGCAGAAACGCCCGGCGCGAGGGGAGCGGGACGGGCUCGCGAGGAAGGUGCCGCGUAGCACGCGUCGCAAGCCACCGCCCAACUCCCAUGUGGGUGCGCGGGAGGAGGAGGAGGAGGAGGAGGAGGAGGAGGAGGAGGAGGAGGAGGAAGCGGAGGCGGAGGAGGAGGAGGAGGAGGCCGCCGCCCCGUGCGGCAUGUCCCCCGGGCUGGGCGGGCGCUCCCUGGGGCGUCGCUUCCUGGGGGGGGGGCCCAAAGCCUGCGGGGCGGGGGUCGCUUGGGGCUCCAUGAGCCGAUUGCAUGCUAAUUGCUGUGCGACAACCGACUGAAUGAUCGUGCGUGCAAGAAUUUCUCGGGAAGCAUGUCACCCUCACGGUGUCAUGCUCCUCCUACCAGUGCGAGCGGAUCCGAAAGAAGCCAGGACAGUACAGGCAUCGACGACCUGCCGACACGCCCUCCUAUUUAAACAAGAGCCAGUGUAGACAUUGGCUGCCAAAACGUCACGCCUAGGCCAAAAUGCUGUCUUUGAGCUCGGUGCCCGUACUCGUCUGCUCUAGAGUAUCGUCUACUAGAUAAGCGCCCGCUGCUGCCAGUGCUUCUGCGGAUGCGGCCACGAUGAACAUUCUAGGCAGCGCCUGCGCCAAAUCUAUGCUCCCUUCGAUGAGAGCAAGGGUAAGAGUGCAGAUCUGCUGACCGAAAGUGGAGGCACAGUUGAGAAACGACAUAUUCAAGGCGAUGCUCGAGGGCUUACCCUGCGACUCGUCGCGCUUGCUGAACGCCGCGACGAUGCCGAACGGAAUGGCGCUCGCGCCCGCGAACGGCAGACCACUGAGAUUGGCGCAGAGCAGGGCGAAGGCGCCGUCGUGCUGCACGAAGAACGCGGCCGCCGUGCUCGCCACAGCGCCAGCGCAAAUCAGCGCGGCGUAGAUCGUCAUCGGGCGCAUCCCGGUCUGGCGGAGGAGCGACAUCACUACCAGGGAGGACGCCAGAACAAACACCGCCUUGCUCUGCCCCGCGUGGGCAAACUGCCUGAGGUUGCAGCGGCAGGCGGGGACCAACUCGGGGGGGAAGCCUCGAGUUGGAAUCGGCGAUGCAUCGCCGAUUAGAUCGGCGAGGGGCCCCCGAGGCGGAAUUUCCGCACGCUCCUGGGCGGGGCGGCGGACGGGCGAGGAAGGAGCGAUUGGCGAUGACUGGGCGAGUGGGGUCGAUGCACCUCCCCCUGAGCCCAUCCCAGAGCGCAC